Molecule: messenger RNA, 287 nt
Organism: Myodes glareolus (Bank vole)
Lineage: Eukaryota; Metazoa; Chordata; Mammalia; Rodentia; Cricetidae
Source: RefSeq, a predicted model, not a curated record
AUGUUGGGCCAGAGUGUCCAGAGGUUCACCACCUCUAUGGUCCGUUGCAGCUACGACAAGGAGGGCCCGGGGAAGAAUUUGUCAUUUUCGAUGGAAAACAAGUGGCAGUUACUGGCGAUGAUGACUGUGUACUUUGGAUCUGGAUUUGCUGCUUCUUUCUUCAUAGUGAAGCACCAGGUUCUUAAGAAAUGAGAAUAUUUAAUUCAUCCCUUUAACAGAAUGAAGAUUGUUUAGGAGAUUGAUCUGAAAAUUGGAUUAAACUCUUGAACUCUUAUUACUAAAUAAAA